AUGCAAAUACGCAAUCCUUCAACAGCAGGAUCAGGCAUCUCGUUGCCUCUUAUCGUCCAUGGCCGUCUCAUUCACAGCACCUCGCGUACUAAGAUUGCGAUAUUGUCUAAGGCCACGCUUGGAGUCAACGAGCAUGGCAAGAUAGCGUUCGUUGAAGCGAAUACUGACCCAACUGAUGCCGCCAAACGGUACGAUGGCUUCGCCAAGGCCAGCAUCCUACGCCUCAAGCCGCUCCAAUUCCUAUUCCCUGGCCUGAUCGACACGCACAUGCACGCGCCACAGUAUCCAAACAUGGCCCUCGGCAUGGAGGGCGAUCUCAAGGAAUGGUGCGAGGGUUGGACUGAUCCCAUCGAAGCCUCGUACUCAGAUACUUCCAAAGCGCAUCGUGUGUACCCGGGCAUGGUAGACACUCUUCUCGCCAACGGUACCACUACUGUGGCCUACAAUAGCAGCAUCCAUCCUGACGCUACCAUUGCACUUGCCGAGAUCUGCAAAGCGAAAGGACAGCGUGCUAUCAUCGGCAAGCUCUGUAUCGAGGUCGGCGCCACGCAUGGGAACAUGGUGGCCGACGUCAAGCAAUCGCUCAAGGAUGAGCAGAAAGUCGUCGAACAUAUCCUUAACAAACUCGAUCCGGAGGGCGACCUGGUCUUCCCCUGCAUUCAGCCCAGAGCAGGUAGCUAUGUCAGCGAGGACCAGAUGAGCGGCCUAGGAAAGCUGUGCCACGGCUACAAAUCGCCACUAUCGCCAGAUAGUGGAAAUAAUGCUCUCCGCGUCCAAGCACACAUGGCCGAAACACAGCUCGAGUACAAGAACAUGCACGAGCUGCAUCCAGGCUACAAAAGCUACGCAGACAUGUACAAUCAUCAUGGCCUUUUCGGCCCCCGCACGAUCCUCGCGCACUGUAUCCACCUCACGGACAGAGACAUAGAAGUCAUGGCGGCCUGUGGCGUUGGCGUGGCGCACAACGCGAAUAGCAACACAUGCCUGCGCGAUGGCUGGUGUCGUGUACGAACUCUGCUGGACGCCGGGGUCAAGGUCGGCUUGGGCACAGACUGCAGUGCAGGUUACAGCAUCAGUAUUCUCGACUCGAUGCGCCAGGCUAGUAACGUCAGUCGGCAUCUGGCGAUCAGCACGGGACGGGAGAAGUGGAUAUUGGGAUUUGAGGAGCUGGUGUAUCUGGCGACAAUGGGUGGGGCGGAGGUUUGCGGCCUCAAGGAUCGAGUGGGAGAUUUCGAGAAGGGAAAGGAUUUUGAUGCUUUGGUUGUGGACGUCGGAUUGGACGAUAAUGUCAAUGUAGAGGGAUGGGAGGGAGAUGCGGGUGCGAUGUUGCGAAAAUGGGUGUUCAUGGGCGAUGAUAGGAGUAUCAGAAAGGUGUUUGUCAGUGGUAAGUAUGUGGCUGGGAAGGAUCUGAAAGCUUAG
This is a messenger RNA of Cyphellophora attinorum, 1419 nucleotides long. RefSeq names its product putative guanine deaminase. The record is from RefSeq and is a predicted model, not a curated record. Gene Ontology annotation, biological process: guanine metabolic process. The transcript has a single exon. Gene Ontology annotation, cellular component: cytosol. Lineage: Eukaryota; Fungi; Ascomycota; Eurotiomycetes; Chaetothyriales; Cyphellophoraceae. Gene Ontology annotation, molecular function: guanine deaminase activity; zinc ion binding. Bases 1 to 1419 code for a protein of 472 amino acids.